AUGGCUACUAUUCUACAGAACAUACUGACAAUCAUUUUCCUUGUUGAGUUCUUCGUUGGAAAUUUGGGGAAUGGAUUCAUAGCACUGGUUAACUGUGUGGACUCUGUCAAGAGAAGAAAGAUUCCUUCGGUGGAUCAGAUCCUCACUGCUCUGGCCAUCUCCAGAUUCUCUCUACUGUGGGUUAUAUUUCUAGAUUGGUUAGUGUGUAUAAAUUUCUCCCCCUCAUUCAUGACUAGAAACAUAUUAAGAAUAACUCAGAUUUCCUGGAAUAUAAGCAAUCAUUUCAGCAUCUGGCUUGCUACUAGUCUCAGCAUCUUUUAUUUUCUCAAGAUAGCCCCCUUUUCUGACUCUCUAUUCCUCUACCUAAAAUGGAAAAUUAAAAGGGUGAUUUUGAUUGCAUUGUUGCUAUCACUGGUCCUUCUGUUUUUGAAUAUUUUUCUAGUAAUCAAACAUAUUGAUGCCUGGAUUGAUGGAUACAAAAGAAACUUAUCUAACAGUUUGAGUUCAAGUUUUGUAGAAUAUCCCAGGCUUAUUUUAUUGCCAAGUUUAAUGUUCACAUUGAUACCUUUUGGUGUAUCCUUGACAGUGUUCCUCCUCCUAAUCAUUUCCCUUUGGAAACACAUCAAGAAAAUGCAGCAUCAGACCAAAGGAUGUAGAGAUGGCAGAACCUUGGCCCACCUCACAGUCUUGCAGAAUUUAGUUGUCUUCCUCCUAUUUUACAUCACUUUCUUUCUGUCUCUAGUUGUGGAAUUGUGGACAUUUGAUAUAGAGAAAGAACUGACUCUUCUAUUUGUAAGGGUUGCUAUAACUAUUUUUCCUUCCAUACACCCAUAUGUCUUCAUUCUGGGGCAAAGUAAGCUGAGACAGGACUUGUUUUCUGUAUUGCAGUGGCUGAAGUAUUGGUGCAAACAUGUGUAA
Molecule: messenger RNA, 918 nt
Organism: Chionomys nivalis (European snow vole)
Lineage: Eukaryota; Metazoa; Chordata; Mammalia; Rodentia; Cricetidae
Product: taste receptor type 2 member 14-like
Exons: 1
Coding region: 1-918 (305 amino acids)
Biological process (GO): sensory perception of taste; G protein-coupled receptor signaling pathway; detection of chemical stimulus involved in sensory perception of bitter taste
Cellular component (GO): membrane
Molecular function (GO): bitter taste receptor activity; G protein-coupled receptor activity
Source: RefSeq, a predicted model, not a curated record